UUACAAUACGAUUUCCAUGUACCGAGGCUCGUGGAAACUGAUACAGAUCUUUUUAUACAGGACGGGGUAUUUGGUGGACACGUUUGCUACCAGGAUCAUCUUCGAAAAAUUGUUGGUUGCUCUUCGCGAGAAAAACCCACUGUUCAAAGACGUCGUCCAUCUCUACGAACCUACUGCAGAUCAAUCAUUCUUCAUCAACGUCCCCCGCUUCCACUUUCGAGCUCCGGAAUUCAAUGAUACCAUCUAUGUGUCUGUUUCAGGUUACCUCAUUUCCCCCCCAGAAAAUGUUCUGAACACUCUUCAAAGUAUCGAGAUCCGGGCCACUGACAUCUCCUGCACCCUCCCAUCUGAUCUUCCUGUGGAUGUAACGGUUCCCCUCGCGGCGGUUCUCUUGGAAUACCCCAUCGCUUAUGUCCCACAUGGCGCAAUAUUGCCAGAACGCCAGAGUCUCGACGUUUACGAAUGCACUCUUUCGGGAGGAGUGACAAUUGUCAAGUUUUCGUGUCCUUCUUCCUUGGUGAGCCGUGAGAUAAUCACCCAGAGCUUGCGUUUACGCUUCGGCAUGGAUGUUGAGGUUAUGUGUAUGUCCGAGACAGUGGAUAGGUUGAUUCUGUGAUAUUGGCCAGUCUACAUUAGGCUUCUAUUCUUUCAUGUUACUCUAUCCGGAGCAACCGAUAUCAUCGGUAUAGCAAUUUGAUCCUGUAAUUAUCAUCCAUAUU
This is a messenger RNA of Guyanagaster necrorhizus, 719 nucleotides long. RefSeq lists its product as uncharacterized. The record is from RefSeq and is a predicted model, not a curated record. Lineage: Eukaryota; Fungi; Basidiomycota; Agaricomycetes; Agaricales; Physalacriaceae. The coding region runs from base 17 to 616 and encodes 199 amino acids. The transcript has 2 exons.